AUGUUGAUUUUUGCUUUUUGCUUUGAUGUCAAAUCGAUGAUGCCACACAAACAUAUCCCAGUGCUUGAGAUCCCCAUAGAGGAUCAUUAUGUCGGUUGUAUGACCUAUAGGGAUUCCGAGAGGUUAACAAAAUUGAAAAAAAGGUUUGAGGAGCAUGGAUUGUUGGGGAGGGUGAAUGAGUCUGUUUUUGGACCAUUCUUCACAACCUCUAUCUUUUCGUUCUCUGGGGCAUUGGUGCAUACACUGCUUUUGCGGAAGGUGAAGUCUCCGCGUGGCGAUGAGGUGCACUUCUUGAUGGGCCCAAACUUAUGUAAGUUUGGGGUGCAUGAGUUUGCCAUUAUGACUGGCCUGAGCUGCUCCUGUCCACCACUUGCCGCUGACAUUCAACCUCACCUUACGUCUUCCCACCUACUUGAUACAUAUUUCAAUGUGGAACCCGAGAAGGACAUUAGGUUCAAUAUGUUGGAACAAGCUUUUAGUAUGUGCGAUGUACUUGAUGAUUUGUACAAGCUCGGUUUUGUUUACUUUGUGGAGGGGAUACUAUUGGCCGCUGAGAACGACAAUGCUAUUUGGCGAGAUUCAUUGUCGAUGCCCGAGGAUUUAGAUUAG
This is a messenger RNA of Humulus lupulus (European hop), 609 nucleotides long. RefSeq lists its product as uncharacterized. The transcript has 2 exons. NCBI's taxonomy places the organism in Eukaryota, Viridiplantae, Streptophyta, Magnoliopsida, Rosales, Cannabaceae. The record is from RefSeq and is a predicted model, not a curated record. The coding region runs from base 1 to 609 and encodes 202 amino acids.